Octodon degus (degu) is the source of this 5818-nucleotide messenger RNA. It is a transcript of the gene Usp54, whose product is annotated as ubiquitin specific peptidase 54. The transcript has 19 exons. NCBI's taxonomy places the organism in Eukaryota, Metazoa, Chordata, Mammalia, Rodentia, Octodontidae. Bases 784 to 4914 code for a protein of 1376 amino acids. Gene Ontology annotation, molecular function: cysteine-type deubiquitinase activity. Gene Ontology annotation, biological process: protein deubiquitination. The record is from RefSeq and is a predicted model, not a curated record.
GCCGAAGCUGAGGAAAGUGUCGCGAGAGCUGGUUGCCUUGGCUCCCUGUAGCUAUAGCAGCCGCGGCGGUUCAGGAUGCGGCGGCAGGAGCACUCUCCAGCACAGCUGGCUAUUCUGGUUCCAGAAGAAAAGAGAAGAGACUUUCUGAAGGUCUGAUUGAGACAAUAGAAGAGUUUGGGGGCAUAUUAAAAAGAAGCAGGAAAGACCAUCGACAGCAACAGCAGCAACAACAGUAACCCUGGAUAAUCCAAGCAAACUUCUUGCCUUUGUGGGAUUUCUGUCAACUCUUCGGAACUUGAGUUCCAGAGAAUGAUGGGACAAGGUAUUAGAGGCAAAGAAGGUUAAGCUGGAUUCUUGUUUAUGUGUCUACCUCUUCUAGUUGGAAAAAUCUUCACUUCAUAGGACGCAUUAUGAACAACACUGAAGAACAUGUUUUACCUUGAUCGUGGAUGCUAUUGGAGUUGAGGAUUCCAUCCAUUUCACUAGGACUUUUGGAGAGUUAUUUUGAAAAACAGAAGGAAGCUGAACUUGAGCACUUCUCUAUCCUGUGUUAUGCUGUGUCACAUUCUGACUGGAGUAAGUGAGGGACAGUGCUGGAUCUAAGAGAGUGUCUGAAUUUCUUGUGCUGAUUAUAUGUUGUUUGGAAGGUUAUAAACUCAAAAUCUUUCAAGAUAAACUCACUGAGUUUUGGAUUCUCUUUCUUUGAGGACUUCAGCAGAUGAAUAUUCCCUGCCAAAAAGAUACAAAGCCUUCUUUGUGUUUUCAGGCUAAAUCUGAACAAUAAUGUCUUGGAAAAGAAAUUAUUUUUCAGGAGGCCGUGGUACUGUUCAAGGGAUGUUUGCUCCUCGAAGCUCAACUUCCAUAGCCCCAAGCAAAGGCCUCAGCAAUGAGCCUGGGCAAAACAGCUGCUUCCUCAACAGUGCACUACAGGUUUUGUGGCACUUGGACAUCUUCCGACGCAGUUUUAGGCAACUUACGACUCACAAGUGCAUGGGAGAUUCCUGCAUCUUUUGUGCUCUCAAGGGAAUCUUUAACCAGUUUCAGUGCAGUAGUGAGAAAGUCCUUCCAUCUGACACUCUCCGCAGUGCUCUGGCAAAGACUUUUCAGGAUGAACAGCGUUUCCAGCUGGGAAUUAUGGAUGAUGCUGCAGAGUGCUUUGAAAAUCUCCUUAUGAGAAUUCACUUCCACAUUGCUGAUGAAACCAAAGAAGAUAUAUGUACUGCCCAACACUGCAUUUCCCACCAGAAAUUUGCAAUGACAUUGUUUGAACAGUGUGUGUGUACUAGCUGUGGCGCUACUUCUGAUCCACUGCCUUUUAUCCAGAUGGUGCAUUACAUCUCCACCACUUCUCUUUGCAAUCAGGCUAUUUGUAUGCUAGAAAGAAGAGAAAAACCUUCGCCAAGCAUGUUUGGUGAGCUGCUGCAGAAUGCCAGUACCAUGGGGGAUCUGCGGAACUGUCCGAGCAACUGUGGAGAGCGGAUCCGGAUUCGACGUGUGCUGAUGAAUGCUCCACAAAUUAUCACAAUCGGCCUGGUAUGGGACUCUGACCAUUCAGACUUGGCAGAAGAUGUCAUUCACAGUCUUGGUACCUGCCUUAAGCUGGGUGAUCUGUUUUACAGAGUAACAGAUGACCGGGCCAAGCAGUCUGAACUGUAUUUAGUAGGAAUGAUAUGUUACUAUGGCAAACAUUAUUCUACAUUCUUUUUUCAAACAAAGGUCCGCAAAUGGAUGUAUUUUGAUGAUGCUCAUGUUAAGGAGAUUGGGCCCAAAUGGAAGGAUGUCGUGACCAAAUGCAUUAAGGGGCAUUACCAACCCUUGCUGCUGCUUUAUGCAGAUCCCCAGGGUACCCCAGUAUCUACCCAGGACCUGCCUCCCCAGCCUCAGUUCCAGCCAUACAGCAGGACAUGCUAUGAUAGUGAAGAUUCAGGGAGGGAGCCCUCAAUUUCAAGUGACACUCGGACAGAUUCAUCAACGGAGAGCUAUCCUUACAAACAUUACCACCAUGAGUCUGUGGUCAGUCACUUCUCUUCUGAUUCUCAGGGAACAGUCAUCUAUAAUAUGGAGAAUGAUUCCAUGUCCCAGAGCAGUUGGGACACAGGACAUCUGACUGACAGUGAGUGUAAUCAGAAACACACAUCCAAGAAAGGGUCCUUGAUAGAGCGCAAGAGGAGUUCUGGCCGUAUUAAGAAGAAAGGUGAUGAGCCACAGGCUUCUGGAUACCACAGUGAAGGAGAAACACUGAAAGAGAAACAGGCUCCAAGGAAUACAUCUAAACCAUCCAGCAGCACCAACAGGCUAAAGGAUUUUAAAGAGACAGUCAGCAAUAUGAUCCAUAACAGACCAUCCUUGACUUCUCAGACCAAUGUAGGAUCUUCCUGUGGGGGGAAGGGAGGAGACCAGCCUGACAAAAAACCUCCUAAGAGCCUGCCUUUAAACUCUCGUGAUUGGGAAAUAGAGAGUACCAGCAGUGAGUCAAAAUCCAGUUCUUCUAGCAAGUACCGUCCAACAUGGAGACCCAAACGAGAGUCAUUGAAUAUUGAUAGUAUUUUUAGUAGGGACAAAAGGAAGCACUGUGGCUAUACACAGCUUAGCCCCUUUUCUGAGGAUUCAGCUAAAGAAUUUACAUCAGAUGAACUAAGCAAGCCUCCUACUUAUGACAUUAAAGCUGGUAGACCAAGCCCCAAAUAUAAGCCCUGGGGUCCAGCACGGCCAGGCUCUCAACUUUUAGAGCAGCACCCUCGUCUAAUCCAGCGAAUGGAAUCUGGCUAUGAGAGCAGUGAGAGGAACAGCAGCAGUCCCGUCAGCCUGGAUGUAGCCCUCCCUGAGAGCUCCAAUACCUGCAGGGAUCCAAGUGCUAAGAAAUCAACAGGAUUUGUUCCUUCUUGGCGUCAUAUCCCAAAGUCUCACAGCAGUAGUAUCCUGGAAGUGGACUCCACAGCAUCCAUGAGUAGCUGGACAAAGACUCAACCCCUCUUGGGUAGGGAGGUAACUUCUAAAAGUGAACUGGAUGAAUUGCAGGAAGAGGUGGCCAGGAGGGCGCAGGAACAGGAACUUCGAAGAAAACGAGAAAAAGAAUUAGAAGCUGCUAAAGGGUUUAACCCUCAUCCCAGCCGCUUCAUGGACUUGGAUGAACUGCAAAAUCAGGGGAGGAGUGACGGCUUUGAGAGGUCCCUGCAAGAGGCAAACUCAGUGUUUGAAGAGUCGCUGCAUCUGGAACAAAAGGGAGACUGUGCUGCAGCUUUGGCUCUCUGUAACGAAGCUAUCUCUAAACUAAGACUUGCCCUGCAUGGUGCCAGCUCUAGCACGCACAGCAGAGCCCUAGUCGAUAAGAAGUUGCAAAUCAGUAUUCGAAAAGCACGGAGCCUACAAGAUCGCAUGCAGCAGCAGCAAUCAUCGCAGCAGCCGUCGCAGCCCUCAGCCUGCCUCCCAUCACAAGGGGGGGCCCUCCCUCAGCCAACAAGUGAACAGCCUAUCCCGCUCCAAGUACUGUUAAGCCAAGACACCCAACUGGAACCCUGCACAGAUACAGAGUUUGGGGCCAGUUCUUCUCACUUCCACUCACCUGCUUCCUACCAUGAGUCACACUCAUCACUGUUCCCAGAGUCACCUGCCCCAUCUGCCCCACAGCCCAAUUCCCCCAGCACAUCUGCCUCAAAGCUUCUGACUUCACUUGAGGUGGACAGCAUUGACUCCUCUGAAUUCCACAGACAGAGUAUACCUAAAACACCAGGGAGGACUGAGAAUUCUCAGUAUGAUUGUCUGCCAUUGGAUGCCCUAGAGGGUAAGCUGCAAGGCCAUAUGGAUGACAACAGCUGCAGCAGAUUCCCUCCACAAGAAGGGAGGGGCAUUGCUCAAGAAGAGUGCCAUGGAAAAAGGGAUCCUUCUGAUCCAUCCCUUAUGAUGGCUUGGUCAUAUCCAACAGGAAAAGCUAUCUUGGAGAGAGGAGAUACACACUGUCUUGGCUCUAGUUUUUCAAGUUCAUCAGCUCAGCCCAGCUUUCCCCUGUAUAGGAUUUCCCACCCCAUAAUGCCUACUGCUUCUUCGUCUGUGCUUCACUCUCCUGAUCUUGUGGAGAAAACUAACCAACACCUCCAAACUCAAAGCCUUCAAAAUUCAUUGACUUCCAAAAUGGACAGAGGCAGUGAGGAACUCUACAGGCCAGAAUUUCCCAGCACAAAGGGACUUGUUUACUCCCUGGCAGAACAGAGGAUGCAGGGUGUCUCCUUGAGGGAUGCUACUGGUUCCCAGGACAGAAGUUUGCCAAAUAGCCUAGGGAAACACUGUUCUUCUGACAUUAAGCCUUCUUUCCCACAGGGUCAAGGAAAAGGUCACUGUCCUUGGGAAAAACAGCAACCAUGCCUGGAUGGUAGGGACAGAUUGCCUUCCUGGGAAGAGCCUGCUGACCAUGCUUUUCUUGCCAUGGACUCUGUGUUGCCUAAUGGUUUAACUUCUAGGGGAGGAGAGUCCAGGUUGGCAGAACCAGCUGUACAUCAAGGAAAGCGAUCCCAUGUAAGAGAUGCUAGGCCUAAGGAGCUGGGUAGUAGGAUCAACUUAGGGACUUCUUUGCCUUUGGAUUUCUGGGUGAAUGUCACAAGGCUCUGUGAUUCUCAACUUAAACAUGGGGUAUCUGGGCCAGGAGUGAAGUCCUCUCCCCAUGAUCCCCAUACCUGUGUAAUCUAUCCAGAGAGAAAUCAUAUCCUUUUGCAUCCACAUUGGAACCAAGAUACAGAGCAGGAGACCUCUGAAUUGGAGUCUCUCUACCAGGCCAGUCUUCAGGCUUCUCAAGCCUGUCCUGGAUGGGGGCAGCGAAAUGUGGCCUGGCAGCCACUUAGCCAAACAGGUAAGGAUGCAUCCAGGGGUUGGGCAGAGUGGGAGGAUAUUAAAAAAAAACCUAAAGGCAGAAGGACAAGAUAAAAGGAGUAGUAUGCUAUACAGGUAACAUGCACAGAGGUGGAAUGACAGCCAUUGUAUUUACCAAAAAAUAGUAAAAUUAACUGAUUUUUAAUAUGUAUAGUGGCAAUAUCAUACAUCAGAUAUUAGGACCAAAAUACAAAUUAGCCAUGGACAUAAAUAUCAAAUGUAGGUCAAGGGCAUUAACAUUUUCAGAAUGAAGCGCUUAAUUAGUUGGAUUGGGAACAGCUCCUUGGGAGUCUCAUAAUCCACUUUAGAGCAGCAGCACUGGUUGUUUAGAAUUUAAGCGUUUGAGAGAAGCUGGGGUCAUGGGGGAUAAAAGAAUUUUCACAUGUCAUGUAUUCCUGAAGAGCUCCUGCUCAGUGAUAGGAGGGUACCAGGUGAGAUAAUAAAAGACAACUGCUAAAAUUGAGAGGCUUGAAAUUUAAUCCUAGUUUAACUACUAACUACCUAUCAGACUCUAGAACUCAUUUUCCUGUUGUAUGAGGAGGCUUGAUAGGUGAUUACCAUGAUCUUUUCAAUUCUAAACUAGAUUGGAAAUAAUAGUUUCCUUUGUCAUCACAGAUUCUCUAGAAAAUCACUAUGUCAGAUAAUUUCUUCACUAUAAUAUUACAGAUCUUAGACCCAACUCUGAUAGCUGAUGAUGUUUAUAAAAAAGAAAUGAAAUUAGACAAGGACAUUCAGCUGCCUAUUCACAAGGCUGCUUUUCUACAAAGAAAAUCAAGGGCUGUGACUGUCACCCUUCUGACCUAGAGUAGUCUAUUAAUAUUCUGGAAAUACUCUUUUCUGAGUUCCAAGAGAAUAUUGCCAUUAUAUUCAGGGAUACCUAUCUGUUACUCAUUAAAACAAGAGCUUCUGGGCUGGCCAGAUAGUUCAGUAGACCUGCUUAGGCAGAGCGCAGGGACAG